GUAGAGACACAACACCCACCACCGUCCGUACGUCGGUCUGUCUGUCUGUCUGUCAGAAAAACGGCGAGACGUUUGUGUGGACGUGGUGUGUGUUGGUGGGCCCGAAGACGAAGGUGAAUAGGAUGAUGAUGGUGACGAUGACGAGGAAGGGCAGCCAGGUCUUGACGGCGCCCUCGACGGACGUGUACUUGCCGUAGACGAGGAACCACGCGAAGAUGUGGAACUGGGUCCAAUUGCUGCUGCCGCGGUACUUCAUGUCGUUGAGGGCCUUGGCGAUGUGGUGGUGGCAGUUGUUGCACGCGAGGUUGUGCAUCUCCUUGCCGAACUUGCAGUCGCUGCCGUGAACCGCUUCGUCCCAAUCCUGGUCAGUUACCAGAUGGCCAUACACACUUGUGCACCGUGUGUGUGUGUGUGUGUGUGUCGAUUUGGGUGUUUGCGUACCAGCAGAGCGUCUUGUGGCUUCAGCUGCAGAUACUUUGUCGGCCUGCCGAACGCCAUGGCGUCUGAAACACAACACAACACGACACAACACAACACAGCAGGCAGGCACGUGUGCCGAUAGCCACGACACCCGUGAUCGGUCCGGUUUGAUUGCUCACCGAUGCCGAUGUGAUAGGGACCAGCAAAGUCGUGACACGCACCGUCAGAGGCACAGAUACCUGCACACAAGACACACACACACAUCAACCUCUCCACCCCGUCGCGUGUGAGAGUCGUGUCGUGUGGUCCCUCUCUAUCCCCCUCCCUCCCUCUCUCCCCCCUCCCUCACCAGCGUGGCCGAUGAUAGGGACGAAGUAGGUGAGGAGCGGGAUGGGCGUCCAGAUGAGGCAGAAAGGGUAGCGGUCCCUGUCCCUGUCGUGGACGAUCUCGCCCUCCUCUCCCAGGCUCCGCGUCCGGCGCGGCGUGGGCGUGAACUCUCCCUCGUAGAUGCGGACGGGCACCUCCUUCAUCCCGAACAUCACCGGCGGCCGGCUGGUGUGUGUGUCAUGGGAGGGGUGCUGCUGGUGGUGGUGGGGGAGCGCCGACUGUGAGCGGCCGAGGGGUGAGGGCAGCGCGGCCAUGCCCUUCCCCCGCAUCCGCCGCACAGAGGCGGAGGCGGAAGAGGGCUCGAUGACGAAUGUUCUCCCCAGGGUGACGACGCCACAGGAAAACUGACGAGAUUGACGACGGGGCGAGGAAAACUGACGAGGGGGAUGUUGUGUGGGGUGAGGAAGAUAAGGGAAGGAGAGUGGUUUGGUUAAGG
Vitrella brassicaformis is the source of this 1243-nucleotide messenger RNA. The record is from the annotation of a GenBank genome assembly. NCBI's taxonomy places the organism in Eukaryota, Vitrellaceae.